AUGGACGCGCAGCAACAGGACCAUCGGAUCAGCAUUGGAGAAUUUAUUGAGAGCUCCAUACUAGAUACUUGCGUGCCCGCAGCAUCAUCCACGGACAUACAAGAGCUACUACAGGGUUGGGAUGGCCAUGAGAGCGACACGUCUUCUGCAUUACUACCAUACAUUGCCGAACGAGAGACACUGUUCUUCGAUGAACAAGUUACCGUGUAUGUUGUGCUAAGAACACCGUACAUCGAAGAGAGCCUUCUCAAAUCAUACCUUUCGCGGCUGAUUCUGACUCUCGAGUGCCGUGUCACAAGUACAGCACCGCCGCCCAAGGUACAAGGCGAGCAAGUUCCGCCUACGAAGGAGCUGUUGAUUUCAGAAACCAUCAAAGACUCCUGGGAGCCAUUGGUCAUUAUAUCUAAGGAGCAUGACCUUCAAAAAAAAGGUGCUUCGGCACAUAUGCAUCUUAUAUGGAAAGCCGAUAUCUGUUUAGGACAUCCACGAAUUAGACUGAGUCGACCAGCCAUUUACUUCGUUGUCAGUGCAUCGUCCCGUGCAGUAGAACCUACCGAGAGCACUGAUGCAGAAGAUGAAUAUAUGGCCAGUCUCGAACCUUCACCUCUCAAUCUACUUCAGGCCUUCUCCGAUAAUCCAAGCUUCGGGAAUACGAGGCCGAAGUUAUCAGCGAUACGAGCUACGAAACUGUCUUUGACAAAUCCACUUUCGAGGGAAUUAUUGCGGCCAAUCCGAAACGCUACUCGACGACUGUUCAAAGCUGCGCCGGCGUUCAUUUGGAGAAUCAGAUAUACUCGCUGGCAUUCGUCCACUAGCGUCAACGCAGUUGUCGCUUCACUGGAUAUUGAAGCUACUUCUUUCGCUGGUGGCCACGUUACUAUCAAGGACGUGAAAAUCAUCUUGACAGAAGGACACGUGUUGCCCUACCCAGUUAUCGGGUUUGACAAAGACACGACUCAGUGCAAGCCCGGUGACCAAAUCACUAUGCUUUUCAAACUAACUUCAGAUGCUUCCAGUCGGUUCACGAGGUCCCAAGAGAAGAUCGUGUGUCCGCUGCACUUGACGAUCAACGCGGAAGUCCUAAUCUCAAAUGUAUGCAAACCCUCCGUCACAGUGUCUUGGCGAACAGCAGUCGAGUUUUCAGCAGAUUUAAUACCAGACCCUGGCAAAUCAUACACGCUCGAACGACCUGUUUCACAAGCCAGCGUUCCACGGGUCGAGAGCUCUGGUAACACCCAACUGUCUUCCAGUAAUCCGGGGCCAGAUUCCCUACCAAAUGUUGAGGAUAACGAAACGUUUUCAGGCCUGCAUACUUUGUCAGAUAUCAGCAUGGCUGUUACAGUAACAGGGCCACAAAAGAUACGCAUGGGAGAAUCAUUCAAAUGGGAUAUCUUCAUUGUCAACAAGUCGGAGACCCCUCGAAGGUUAGCCGUGGCAGCCAUACCACGACGCAGGAAAGGGGAUCACAAGGGACAUGCUACCAAUGCGUCCUCGAGCUCACAUAAACUUGACUUGAAUGACGCUAUCGCUGAUGCCAUUGUCGAUGAGAAUGUAGUCUAUGCGAGGCAGCGCAAUGCCAAAGCGGAACCAGUGGAAUUGAUCUGCCUGAGUACGGAUGUUCGGAUAGGACCACUGGCGCCAGCUGCAUGUUAUAACGCAGAAAUGAGUUUUCUGCCAUUAGCGACGGGUUCCUUAGGCGUCGAUGCCCUGCGAUUCAUAGACAUCGCAAGCCAGGAGUGGGCGGAUGUACGCGAUCUGCCAAGCAUAAUGUGUUACGAGCAACUUGCCACCAAUGUUUAA
This is a messenger RNA of Pseudovirgaria hyperparasitica, 1800 nucleotides long. RefSeq lists its product as uncharacterized. Gene Ontology annotation, cellular component: trans-Golgi network; TRAPPII protein complex. The transcript has 4 exons. NCBI's taxonomy places the organism in Eukaryota, Fungi, Ascomycota, Dothideomycetes, Acrospermales, Acrospermaceae. Gene Ontology annotation, biological process: intra-Golgi vesicle-mediated transport. The record is from RefSeq and is a predicted model, not a curated record. Bases 1 to 1800 code for a protein of 599 amino acids.